UCAAUAUCAUGGAGAAGAUUAAGAAAUAUGAAGGUCCUGAGGAAAUAGACUGGGCUGGUUCAUCAAUUAAAGAAGAUUCAGAUGAAAACACCCCUUUAAUCGACCAACAGAAUCAAUCUUUACAAGAAUCAGGAACAUUAGUUGCUUUCAGAAUUGAUUUAUGGUCAUGUCAGGGUAUACGACAAUAUGUUCUGAUAGAGGUUGUUGUUUUCUUAUAUUUUUUAUCGAUAGUGACCAGUGUCUCCAUCACACAAUAUUUCCUUUUCGAUAAAAUUGCGGAAAAAUAUUCAGCAGUAAAUAUAAGUGGCAUGCAUCCAUGUGAAGAUAUCCCAAAGAUACGUAACUCUACAGCCAGUCAUAUUGAGAGAAAAAUACAAAAGGAAACAACCCACAUGCUGUUGUAUUUAACUUGUGCUACUGCCUUUCCUGCAAUUCUUCCGACAUUAUUUAUGGGAGGAUUAUCAGAUAGAUAUGGCCGCAAGUUGGUGUUACUUAUAGCUUUAAGUGGAAGUUUAAUACGGGCUGUUGUUUAUGCAGUUGUAAUUCAUUUGAAGCUGAAUAUAAACUAUUUAUUUAUUGGUAACUGUAUUGAAGGAGCAACUGGGAGUUAUGGGACUUGUCUGAUGGCUAUGUUUAGCCUUAUAGCUGAUAUCACCCAACCGGGCAAAAGUCGUGCAAUAAGAAUCACUGCAUUGGAGGCCAUGUUAGCCACAUCAUCUGCGACUGCUCUUUUGAUAGCAGGAUUCUGGAUUCCAAUAGCAGGAUUUUUUGUGCCGAUGUUGUUUUCUACUAUGUUACUUGUUAUGGCAUUCCUAUUUACAUCAUUUUGCAUUCCAGAAACUCUAAAACCUCACAACAGGGUUCCAUUUAACCUAGCUACGUUGAAAAGAUGUGUCCAACUUUAUACAAAGGAUACAGCAAAUCGUCGAAGAUGGAAAUUGUGGAUUUGUAUGAUCUCAUUCUUUGUCAUAAUAUCCGUUGGUCUUUCAAAAAUGUUGUUAAUGACAUUAUUUUUGUUGAAUAAACCUUUUUGUUGGCAGCAGACAAAAAUCAACCUAGUCAGUGCUGUGCAAGUUCUAGUGAAUUGGGUGAUCAUAUUAGGAUUUUUGAAAUGUUUUGGACAUCGAAUAUCUGAAAGAAUGCCAGGAAUACUAGGCUGUAUAUCCAAUACUGGUUCGUUAAUAUUGUGGGGUCUGGCCACGAAAGAUGUUUACAUAUAUGCAUCCAGUGCAGUAGGUAUAUUGGCAGAUGUAACAACACCAGUUUUACGUUCUAUGAUGUCACAUCAAGUAUCAGCUGAUGAACAAGGUAUAUUGUUUGCUAGUGUUGGAGUGAUAGAAUUGACCUGUACAGCUAUAAUGGGAUUAGUGGCUACUAUAGUUUACAAUUUAACUCUAGAUUUCUUUAGUGGUUUUGUUUUCUUAUGUAUGGCCAUUCUUGUUGGAUUUGUUCUAAUCCUGUUAAUAAUAUUGGAUGUAGGAAUGAAAAGACAGUUAGGAUCCUCCGUUAUAAGAACGGUCAAUAUUGAACAACAUCAGGACUAAUAAUAACUUCUCCUUAUAUUUUAUCAUAGAUUUCUAACAUUUUUUUUUUAUUUUGCAUACUCUUUGCUCUUAACAGAAUUGACAUUUUCUUCAAAAGUUUUCAUGAAUAGUUAUGAGGUGGUAUACACAGAUGAGUUAGUGAUUCUUUGUGAAAUUGGACUUUUUUAUUAAAUAUAAUAAUAUACGCAGUUGGCUUCAUGUAUUGAAAGAUUGAGACAAUCAACAUCGUUCAAAAUUUUACUUAGCUGGGCCGUAAGUAUGGCCUGUAAAUAAAUGCAUGUCUGAUUCUGUAAAGAUUAAUACUGUGUUAUCUCCCUUACAAUCACCUGUUUUGUAUGUUUGCUUUUUUUUUUAUCUUCCGACAUACAGUGUGGAUUUAUA
Patella vulgata (common limpet) is the source of this 1925-nucleotide messenger RNA. RefSeq names its product proton-coupled folate transporter. Gene Ontology annotation, cellular component: membrane. Gene Ontology annotation, molecular function: transmembrane transporter activity. Gene Ontology annotation, biological process: transmembrane transport. Lineage: Eukaryota; Metazoa; Mollusca; Gastropoda; Patellidae. Bases 9 to 1544 code for a protein of 511 amino acids. The record is from RefSeq and is a predicted model, not a curated record. The transcript is spliced from 4 exons.